This is a messenger RNA of Sugiyamaella lignohabitans, 1455 nucleotides long. It is a transcript of the gene SDS24, whose product is annotated as Sds24p. The transcript has a single exon. NCBI's taxonomy places the organism in Eukaryota, Fungi, Ascomycota, Dipodascomycetes, Dipodascales, Trichomonascaceae. Gene Ontology annotation, molecular function: protein serine/threonine phosphatase inhibitor activity. The record is from RefSeq and is a predicted model, not a curated record. Gene Ontology annotation, biological process: regulation of mitotic metaphase/anaphase transition; cellular response to glucose starvation. The coding region runs from base 1 to 1455 and encodes 484 amino acids.
AUGGCAUCUUCAGACAAUUCCCCAAAAAGUGGUCACCCCUCGUUGGCAGCUACUGCUCCCAUUGAGGUUGCAAUUCCUCGAUCUCCACGAUUGAGUACAUCUCAAUUGAGUCCUGGUAGUGGUGGUGGUGCUGCUACCUCGCCGAUAGGUGGUGCUGCGACUUCUCCGUUGAGACAACCUUCAAUCGCCGAUCUCUUAUCAACUCCACCUCCAUUAAUCACUACUAGUAUUACAGAUUCUAGUAGUCAUCAUUCAAGAAGAGCCAGCUCUGCUUCUCGAAGUAGUGAUGAUGCUAGCACUGGUAGUGUUACUCCGCACAUUGCAGCUUUCCCGCCUGUUAACAGUGCAGGCUCCCAGAUAUCAAGGGAUUGGCAAGAAGUCCCUCUAUCUGAACUUGUUCAAAAGGAAAAACUUAUAGUUGUCGAUUCAACAGCGUCGGUCGAACAGGCAUUUGAGACUUUAGACGAACACGACCUUACUUCAGUUCCUAUUCGCGACGGAAACACCAUUACACACACAUUCGACUAUGCUGAUUUGAAUGCUUAUCUAUUACUAGUAUUAGGGCACAUCGAGCCAAUUGACAGGACACCUGACGUCGAGCAAAAGGUUGUAAAUGCUAGAGCUGGAAAAGAAGUACCUGUUAAAUUUGUAUCACAAUUAGGGAUUAAGGAUCCUUACGUUGUUAUUCCAUCCAACUCGACGCUGUCCACAGUUGUUGAGAUUCUUGGCAAUGGUGUACAUCGCAUUGCAGUAAGCGAUCCAGCUACUCCAAGUGAUAUUAUCGGUAUUGUGUCCCAACGACGUUUGAUUAGGUACAUUUGGGAAAAUGGUAGACUCUUCAAGUCGCUUGAACCCCUGUUCCAAAAACCUCUAAGUGAGCUCCAUGUUGGAUCAACUAAUGUAUUAUCAAUCAACGGCGAAGAGCCCGUUAUCCACGCGCUACAAAAAAUGCAUAAUGAAGGAGUCUCGUCUUUGGCUGUGGUUGAUAAUAACAAGAACUUGCUGGGGAACAUCUCAAUUGUGGAUGUGAGACUUUUGACUAAGUAUUCUCAAUCACCUUUACUUCGUUCAAGCUGCAAGCAAUUUCUCAAUGUUAUUUUAAGCAAGCGUGGUUUACAAGAUGGUAAAGAUUCAUUCCCAGUAUUCUAUGUUACUCAAUCGUCGACUCUUGGCCGUACACUUGCGAAGAUGGUUGCCACCAGAGCACAUCGGCUAUGGAUAGUGCAACCAUCAAACCCAUCGUCUACUGAUUCGCCAGGAGCAGUUACUGAGGGUCAUCUGACCGGCGUUGUAUCUUUGACUGACAUUCUCUACCUUUUUGCAAAACAUGCGGGCAAAGAAUACCUUGAUCCAAAUAAUGCUCGGCGUCAACGUCGUCGUAGUUCAUCCUCAUCCGUCCGCACUCAGAGCUCCGUAGAUGCCUUUAAGCGGAGUCUUUCCAUAGAUCGCAGAUAG